Messenger RNA from Mya arenaria, 579 nucleotides. RefSeq names its product testis-specific expressed protein 55-like. The coding region runs from base 1 to 579 and encodes 192 amino acids. Lineage: Eukaryota; Metazoa; Mollusca; Bivalvia; Myida; Myidae. The record is from RefSeq and is a predicted model, not a curated record. The transcript has 2 exons.
AUGGAUGGGGUGCUGCAGAAUAGGGAAACGGUGCUAACAGAGAAGAGACAUUGUGCUAACGAAAAAAGGGACACGGUGCUAACGGAAAAAAGGGACACGGUGCUAACGGAAAAAAGGGACAGGGUGCUAACAGAAAAAAGUGACAGGGAACACGGUGCGUACGAACAUAGACUUUCGGUGCUAACAGAGAAUAGGGACACGGUGCUAACGGACAAUAGGGACACAGUGCCAACGGACAAUAGGGAUACAGUGCUAACAGAGAAUAGGGACACGGUGCUAACGGACAAUAGGGACACAGUGCCAACGGACAAUAGGGAUACAGUGCUAACAGAGAAUAGGGACACGGUGCUAACGGACAAUAGAGACACGGUGCUAACGGACAAGAGGAACACGGUGCUAACGGAGAAUAGAGACACGGUGCUAACGGACAAUUGGGACACGGUACUAAUGGACAAUAAGGGCACGGUGCUAAAGGACAAUAGGGACACAGUGCCAACGGACAAUAGGGACACGGUUCUAACGGACAACAGGGGCUCGGUGCCAACGGAAAACAGGGGGCACGGUGCCAACGAACAAUAG